This is a messenger RNA of Coturnix japonica (Japanese quail), 490 nucleotides long. NCBI's taxonomy places the organism in Eukaryota, Metazoa, Chordata, Aves, Galliformes, Phasianidae. The record is from RefSeq and is a predicted model, not a curated record.
UAAUGCGGCUCGGUGAUGCGGCUCGUGCAGCUGAGCCCCGCGGUGCCGCCCUGGCAGGUGACGCUGGAGGAGAUCGGCUCCCAAGUGGCGCUGGAGCACGGUCAGGCCAUGACGGUGCGAGUCUGCAAGGCGGACGGAGAGUGUAUGCGAAAUACAUCUGGAGGACCUACCACCCUCACGUACGGAGGGGAGAAGCUGGCGGAUGACAGGAAGAAGUUGAGAGAGUACGGCAUCAGGAACAGGGAUGAGGUCAGCUUCAUCAAGAAACUCCGCAAGUGACCUGUCAGGUAGAACAGAGACUCCAGCCCUGCCAGGACCAGGUGAGGGAUUCAGCGCUCCCCAAGGGGAAGAGGUUGAAAGAUUUCACAGAGAAGCAGACCCCAGUUGAACAGAUGCUCUGACAUGUUUCGUUUGUGCUGUUCAAAACGUCUGCCUCUGAGCUGGACGCAGAAUGUGCUUUUUGUAAUUAAAGAGACUCGUUUUCUGAGGC